CCACCUGAGCGAGAAACAACAAAGCAGAUUAUUAAUCCAGGAAGAGCAUCUAUCUGGUGAAAUGAAGACGCCGAUCUAGACUCGCGUUUGUACUUUAUUUUUUUGUCACAAUGGACGAGGUGUUUCUUAAAUCGGCGUUACCUGCGCAGAGCUCUUUCGUGCUGGACGACACCAGCCUGGCUCUGCCGGCGGAGCCGACUCUGGGAUCCGCGACGAGGCUGGAUUCAAACGAGCGGAGCCAGCGGGUCCACCAGCAGGUCCAGCUGACUCUGGCACGGAGGGCGAAAAGGUCUCAGUCAAACGGUGGUUUCCACUUACAGAAAACCACAGCAAGGAGCUUCGAUGCUGUGGAUGGAUUUUUAUCAAACACAAGGGUAAAUGGCUUCUCAAACAGCUCCCUCCCUAACCGAUACAUGGGAACAGCAUCCAGGAGGGUGGAAGUGUCUCCACCGCCAAGUCCUGAGAUACCUCGAACUCGUUUUUACAGUACUUACCAUUACGGGAUGAACACCAUCCCGGCAUCCGGUCCUUCAACCACGGCGAGCACUCUGCCAUACCGCUCACAUGUGUCUGAUUCGCGGCGGGGCUACAUUUUCUCAGAGAUGCCCCGAAGGACGCAGAGGUCGCUCAGACAGACGCCGGGAACGCAGUCCAUGUUUGGAAGUUCAGGGUUUCGGCAAAACGGCGGCUAUGGCUCUCAAUGGACUCAUAGUGGGGACAUCAUCUGGGAUGAUGUAAACAAUGUGCAGGGACACAAUGGUGAUAUGAUGCGGGGUCCUGUUCAGCCCGAAGGAGGCUUUUCUUGGUUGGCCCAUGGUAGGAUGGGCCAGAGGUCCUUCAGACUGAAUUCGUACCCGCCCUCCGUUGGCAUCAUGGAUGGGGACAUGGGGAAGAAGAUGGAAGUAGAACUCCCUGUUCAGCAAAUGCAGACACAGAAUAUCAUGACAGCGGCGUCAGAAAAGCCGCCUCCAGAGAUGACACUAGAGCGAGCCGUGUUCCUUUUGGGCAAGGACAACGAGGAAACGCUGGUCAACGCAGCCAGCUUCAUACAAAGUAAAUGUUUCCAAAAGGCUGGUGCUAAAAAUAUGGUGUACAAUCUCCAUGGGAUCGAAAAGCUUCUGCAGCUUCUUAACCACGACAGCGAGGAGGUUCAGCAUGUCGUCGCUGGAGCGCUGCGCAAUGUGGUCUAUCAGAGCAGCGAGAAUAAGAUGGAGGUGAAGAACAAUGACGGCGUGGCUCUCAUUUUGCAGGCACUGCAGAGCAGCCGUGACACGGAGACCAGACGGCAGCUCACUGGCAUCUUGUGGAACCUCUCCUCUCACGACCUUUUGAAGGACCACCUCUCCAGAGAGUCCUUAAACGUCCUCACCAAGUCAGUCCUGGUGCCCUGCUCUGGCAUCGGCGAGGGCGAGAACCCGAAAGAUGAGCUCCUCGCCGACAUUGAGGUUUUCCACAAUGCUACCGGCUGCCUACGAAAUCUGAGCUCUGCCGGCCCGGAUGUCAGGAAAGAGAUGAGGGAGUGUGACAAUCUCAUUGACUCUCUGGUCUACUACGUUCGGGGGACGGUGGCGGACUAUAAGGCAGAUGACAAGUCCACAGAGAACUGCGUCUGCAUCCUGCACAACCUGUCUUAUCAGAUCGAGUCAGAGCUUCCGCCGCACUACACCUGCACCGAGCCUCAACCCAACUCGGCUCCCAGCCCGCCGGUUUUCGGCUGUUUCUCGUACAGAGCUGCCGAGAUCCCAGAGGACCUGGACCGACCGCGCCCCCUGCUGGAGGAGAAGGCAAACCCCCUUGGCGUAGAGUGGCUGUGGAAUCCCAUCACCAUCCGGAUGUACCUGUCACUGAUAGCCUGCAGCGAGCGCCACCACACGCAGGAGACUGCCAUCGGAGCGCUGCAGAACAUCACAGCUGGAAACGGACCGCUGAGCCAAGCCCUUGCCUUCAUCAUCGUGGAGCGUGAAAAAGGUCUCCUCCACAUUCAGAAGAUCUUAGAGGACGGAGAGAGCGGCGCAAAGAGAACGGCCAUAUCUCUAAUAAGAAACCUCUCUCGUUACCAGGAGCUGCUCCCCUUCAUUGGGGACGAGGUGUUGACAGGUCUUGUGAACAUGCUGCCCGGCGACGACCCCGACACCGAGCUGCCCAGUGAUGUGACGAUAUCUCUGCUCCGGAUCCUGAUCAGCCUGAGUCAGAGCGACGCGAAGCACGUCAAAACCAUCCUCAACCAGGGAGCCCACCCGAAGAUUGUCAAAAUCAGCUUAACCUACAAUGGUUAUGGACCAAGCCGAGCAGCUCAGACUGCAUGUGUCCUGCUGCACGAAAUGUGGAAGCAUGGUGAUCUCAACGGAGCCUUAAAGAAGGGUCGCUUCAAGAAAUCCGAUUUCAUCAAUGCAAGGACAACGAAGAUUGUGAACACUAAACGAGCCGAAGACCCAUAAGUAACAAACCUGAGCGAGUCAACAAAUCACUCUGUUUUCCUGUAAUGAAGCAUCUUUUUGUUUGUUUUCCGCUAGAUAAACGUUUAAGAACCACUGACUUUAUGACACAUUCACAAAAUUAGUUGUAAAGUUUUUAAAAUCAUAAAAUAGAGGUAGCAGGUAUAUGAACAACUAACCCACUUGAUGCAAGUGGGUGCAUCACUGAAGAGUUACUUCUCAUUUCAUGGGACCUUUAAAGCACUAUUUUUGUUUAAAUAGUUUUGUUGACGUGCCUUGUUUAAGGCUGUGUAGUGCCUUAUGGUCAGAAAACCUGACAGAUGAAUGUAGAAAUGUAGAAAUUGAAAUUUAACGUAUUUCUUCGAGUUUGUGUAGUAUUUUUUCCCCCCUAUUUUGUAGUGGGAGCUUAACUUGAAGUUAGUUGUUCUAUAUAAGUGGCAUAGUAAUUAUGCAAGGAACCACAAUAGAAGCAUGAUGAAAGCAGCAUUUGUUUGACCACAUGAACAAGUACAUAAAUGUGUAUAAAGUGUAUUUUAAAGAGAUGAAACAAGCAAAUCUCUUGCCUUCUGAAUCAAACGUUUUUUGGUUUUUUUUUCCAGAAAUAAACUGUUUUCACUACAUUA
Messenger RNA from Mugil cephalus (flathead mullet), 3058 nucleotides. RefSeq names its product plakophilin 2 (gene pkp2). Gene Ontology annotation, cellular component: nucleus; intercalated disc; adherens junction. Lineage: Eukaryota; Metazoa; Chordata; Actinopteri; Mugiliformes; Mugilidae. The coding region runs from base 111 to 2438 and encodes 775 amino acids. The record is from RefSeq and is a predicted model, not a curated record. Gene Ontology annotation, biological process: heart development; desmosome organization; protein localization to plasma membrane. Gene Ontology annotation, molecular function: molecular adaptor activity; cadherin binding; alpha-catenin binding. The transcript is spliced from 13 exons.